Stegastes partitus (bicolor damselfish) is the source of this 1353-nucleotide messenger RNA. Its product is annotated as pannexin-3. The coding region runs from base 1 to 1353 and encodes 450 amino acids. The transcript has 5 exons. NCBI's taxonomy places the organism in Eukaryota, Metazoa, Chordata, Actinopteri, Pomacentridae. Gene Ontology annotation, molecular function: wide pore channel activity. The record is from RefSeq and is a predicted model, not a curated record. Gene Ontology annotation, cellular component: plasma membrane. Gene Ontology annotation, biological process: positive regulation of interleukin-1 production; cell-cell signaling; monoatomic cation transport.
AUGUCCAUCGCCCAGGCGGCGGCCAAGGCCAUGCUAUCUGAUGCCCUGCUCCAGGACAGCUCCGGGAUACACCGGAUCAACCACCUGGAACUGGAGCUUCCCCUGGACAAGGUCAUCAAGUAUGUGUCUGUCGGCCUUCCGCUGAUGCUGGUGAGCAUGGCCUUUGCCCGUGAGAUCUCCCUGGGGCCUCAGAUCAGCUGUUUCCCUCCCAGCAAUUUCACCAUCAAGCAGGCCAGCUAUGUAGACACGUACUGCUGGGACUCUCUCAUGCAUCACGAGUUUGACAGUGAUGGGAACUUUGAGGAACGCUCUCUCUGGGUGCACAAAAUGUUUCCUUACUCUCUUCUGGCGAUGGCUGUGUUGAUGUACCUGCCGGCUCUGAUCUGGCGCCAGCUCGUCAUGCCCACACUGGGCUCGGACCUGCUCUUCGUAAUUGACGAACUAGACAAGUCGUACAACCGCUCAAUUCGACUGGCCCAGAGCAUUCUGGAUAUGCGCCAGAGCACCAAGAACCCACUCACAUUUCAGGCCGAGCUGCAGAGGGCGAAGAAGAAGCGAUACUUUGAGUAUCCCCUUCUGGAGAGAUACAUGCAGUGCAAACAAAACUCCUACUUCCUUGUUAGCAUGCUUUUCUUGCGCGGCUUCCUUCUCCUGACCUUCAUGACUGCUGCCUGCCUCUACCUGGCCUACUUCCAUCUCUCCGCCUUCCUGCAGGACGAGUUCAGCUGCUUCGUCCGCACGGGCAUGCUGCGUGAUCAGAUCUGGGUUCCUGAACUGGUUCAGUGUAAAAUGAUUGGCCAGUUGGUCUUUCAGGUGAUAAGCGUGGCCAACGGUGCCAUCUAUGUCCUGCUGGCGCCCAUCGUCCUCUUCAGCCUCAUUCGACUCUUCGUUUGGGACACCACCUUCAUCACCGUCUACGAGGUCCUCCCGGCUCUGGAUCUUCUCAACCGGAGACGCCUGGGCUGCCCGCUGAACGACCUCAACGUCCUCCUGCUUUUCUUGCGCGCCAACGUCGCUCACCUGAAGUCCUACGGGCAGGUGAGGGCUUUGUGUUCUCUGGCGCCGCCGCAGGUGGGCAACGUAACUCCAGGACAGGGUUUAAAUGCGAUGCUGACCCAAGAAGAGAUGGAGGAGCGCGAAGAGGCGGCAAUGGAGCUCGCGGAGGAAGUAGAGGAGGCCAAGGAAGAAGGGAAGCUAAAUUUAGUGGACAUCAUGACGAUUCUGGGAGCGGCGCAGGGACGAGUGGUGAACUGCAGCGAGAAGAGGCCUCUGGUGGAGGAGAAUAUGAGUCUGGAGCCAAACCACCAGGGGUACCAUGAGUUGAAGGAGACUGCACCAUUUAGUCAUUACUAG